AUGGAAUUUGAUACAAACCUUAAAAAAAUGUUACACCAAAUUGCUGUUAAUACUGGUAUUAUUCUUGCUGAUUGUAAGAUCACAAAUAAUAGUGCAAGACGAACUGCUAUUAUGCUUCUAAAAGCAUCUGAUACACCUGAAGAUGAAUUAAUGGCUUUUUCAGCAUCACUUAUACUAUUUGCAACAAUUGAGAAAGAUCUAGAAGAAUAUUAUAAUUACUUUGGAGAAUCUUAUAUUAUAUAUAAAUCAGAAGAAAAUAAUUCGAAUACUG
This is a messenger RNA of Cetraspora pellucida, 271 nucleotides long. Lineage: Eukaryota; Fungi; Glomeromycota; Glomeromycetes; Diversisporales; Gigasporaceae. The record is from the annotation of a GenBank genome assembly.